UUUAAUGAAUGUUGGAGUAAUAUGGAGAGUAAAAAUAAUAAGGAGACGAUAAAUCUUCUUGAUCUGCUGUCCGAGAGCGAUAGUGAUAUCUCAGAUUUGGUACUGACAGUGCCAAAGAAACGAAGAAUUAAGAGGAGGCAAAGAGCAGGCGUUAGAGGUAAAACUAAAGAUUCAUGCAGCUGCAACAAAUCGAAAACGACACUAAUAACGACAUGGAUUGCUGCCGUAUUAAUUACUAUGUGGCUGAUUACAUUAUCUUGGCUUGCGGCUAUUCUCUACCGAGAAAUUGGGAGAAUGGACAUUUCUAUAAAAUCGGAAAUUCUCUCCUAACUCGACAGCAGUCCAUCUAUUCCUAAAGUGAACUGAUAAAGUUCAGGGAGAACCUUUUGUCGCCCACCUUCUAGUCGAUAUGAAGCGGUCGAGCCUAGUACAACAGUCAGCGCGCCACCCAGUAACGUUUGGUAACGUUUGUGAGUCGCGUGGAAGCGGCUGUGACGGUCACAAACUCCAGGAAAUAAACCCUCGUGAUUCGAAUGAUAUCCGAAUCUCUCUCGCCAUUUCAAAUAGUGAUAACGAUUGCAACAAUUUUAUCUCCACCGUUUUUUGUUGAUGAGCUUCGAGGAGCAGUGAGUAAAUAGUUCUUGAAAUUCGGUUUUCCUGAUAAAAUUCGUACGGAAUCGUUGAGAAGUAGGAGUCGAGGUAGAUGGAUCGAUAUGACAUGUAAUGGAACGUAAAAACUUAUGUGAGUGUCACAACAAACGGUGUAGCUGAUGUGGCCUUGAUAAUGUAUCUGGCGAGUGUCAACUGAUGAAUCGUGAUGAGUCAGGGUGCCAAUAGAUAUUUGUUAAUUAAUGGGAUGCUGUGGGAAGAGAUGAAUUGACUUGUCCUCAGGGCUCAAUAUCUCAAAAUCCAAGAGAAAUAUCGAAAUUUUUGGAUGUAAAUUGUUUUACAGAGGAAUUAAAUCUGCAAAAAAAUUGUUCUAUGCAAAUUGUUAUAUUUUAGUGGAUUUUCAAAUACAGAAGAUUCAUAAAUCAUAAUUACCAUUAAAUUUAAAGUCUCUAAUUUAUUGAAAUCACUCGUAAAUUUCUAAUUGUUGAAGUAAUCAUCAGAUCUAAUAUUUAAAUUUGGAACCUCAUGAAUUCUAUAAUUGUUAUCCUGCAAUUCUAUUCAUUAAAAAAUCUUUAUCACUAUAGUCUUAUGCUGAUGCUAUCAGCACGAUAUCUUAUCGAAUUCCCCAGGGCCGUUCAAAUUCCCUCUGGGCACCGCGUAGACGCUGAUUGUCAGUUGUACCAUUACGAAACACGUAAAUAAUUGUCACAAAAAUUAGAGGGAAGAUUCGGAGAUAAUUGAUGAGAAUCACGAGAGGUUUCCAUUCAUUCCAUUCCUGGUCAUUGAAGGCACUACUGAAUCUACGUGGUUCUCGAUGAGGUACAAACGGACACACUGAGAAUGUAAAAGAUGAGUUGAUGUGCGUGAAUUGGGAUUAGUCAGUGAGAAUCAAAUUGUUUGAGUGCAGACAUGUGUAAGAAGUGUCGCUGACGUGCG
Molecule: messenger RNA, 1545 nt
Organism: Diachasmimorpha longicaudata
Lineage: Eukaryota; Metazoa; Arthropoda; Insecta; Hymenoptera; Braconidae
Exons: 3
Coding region: 22-330 (102 amino acids)
Source: RefSeq, a predicted model, not a curated record